Molecule: messenger RNA, 453 nt
Organism: Amaranthus tricolor (Joseph's coat)
Lineage: Eukaryota; Viridiplantae; Streptophyta; Magnoliopsida; Caryophyllales; Amaranthaceae
Exons: 2
Coding region: 1-453 (150 amino acids)
Source: RefSeq, a predicted model, not a curated record
AUGGACAGAACAAACUUUACCCUAGGCAUGCUAGGAAAAACCAAUGUGAUUGCUGAUGCCUUAAGCAGGAGAUACAACUUGCUAGCUAUUCUUGAUGCUAAAGUAAUUGGGUUUGAAAUGAUUAAAGAAAUCUAUGCUAAUGAUUCUGAUUUCUGUGAAAUGUAUAAUGCUUGUUUGAAAGAACCUCAAGGUGUUUUUCAUGUACAACAGGGAUUUUUGUUUAAAGGAAAUAGAUUGUGCAUACCAAAAACCCCUUUGAGACUGUCUCUAGUAAAGGAAAUGCAUGAAAGCAGUUUAAGUGGACACUUUGGCAUUCAGAAUACUCUAGAUAUGCUAAGUGAACAUUUUUAUUGGCAUAAAAUGUUGGGAACUGAACCAUAUUGGUUCAUGCAAGAGAAGCUAGCAGCAACGUCAAAACAAGAGAAAUCCGACACUCAGCGAAAAAUCCGCUGA